AUGCCAGCAAGCCGACGCUUGAGUUCCUGGCUGCCACUCGUACUUCCGGUGCUUCUGGUGCUUCUGACUUCGAGCUCCAGUGCCUGGCUUGGGGUCGGCCGUCGCUUGCUGUUUGCCUCCGUGCUGUUGCCAGGGCCUGCACGAGCUGAUGCCCCUGUUGGAGGCUACGACAGAGGAGCACCACGUGUGAUGCAACCUCAGGUCAGAUAUCCCGAGUUCAUUCGCAUGGAAGGCCCCACGGGAGAUUUCAGUAUCAACAUCCCAACAGCUUGGCGGGCUGAGUUCGAAAACAAUCCCGGACGGCUCAUCUACGCGGUUGAGAAUACGGCAGGCUUCAACAGCGCCACACUUCAGGUUGCGCGCCUUUCCCUGUCCAGCUUUGUGCCGGAUGCGAACAGCAAGACAAGCAAUUGGCGGGAUGCCCUUGGCAACACGACGGAAGCGAACAUUGCUCAAGCCCUCAUGGUUGUUGCUCAGCAAGGGCUCAGUUCGGAGAGAGAAGGCUAUGCAAAGACAACGGUCCUUGAAACCGAGAUCGAAGCACCGGAGCCCAAUGCAGACGCAACAUCACUGCUUUGGCGGGCGAAAGCCGCGGUCGAGGAUUUCCGUCAAAGUCGCAUCAUCAGUGGCAGAGCCUUGCUGCGACAGGGCGUGGUGGUGUUCGCGGUGGCGACAGGAUCCGAGCGCUUCGGUGCCGUGUCCGGCACCAUUAGCCCAAGCGGCUUUGGCUGGGAGUUCAACAACCGCCUUGUUGGGAGCUUGCGCCUGAGGCGCCGCUAA
Messenger RNA from Symbiodinium natans, 780 nucleotides. NCBI's taxonomy places the organism in Eukaryota, Dinophyceae, Suessiales, Symbiodiniaceae. The record is from the annotation of a GenBank genome assembly.